AUGUUGGCCCUCCACGGUCCUGGCCAAACGUCGGGCCCUCCACAGUUCUGGUCCGAGGUCGGCCUCCUCACCAACGGGGCUAGCCUUCCAAAGCGAUCUUCGCGUCCGUUGUCUUCGGCCAACAGUGGGGAGCCCGAGCAGUGCGCCAUUCUCAAAGGCAGGGAGAUGGAAGCGGAGCAGCAGCAGAGAUGA
Molecule: messenger RNA, 192 nt
Organism: Sparassis crispa
Lineage: Eukaryota; Fungi; Basidiomycota; Agaricomycetes; Polyporales; Sparassidaceae
Exons: 1
Coding region: 1-192 (63 amino acids)
Source: RefSeq, a predicted model, not a curated record